AUCGGCGACUUCAACUACUCCCGCCACCGCGCCCCAACCCGCACCCGCCUCGAGACCGUCCUCUCGGCUCUCAUCCACGGCCCAACACUCACCUACUCGUCCGGCGUAGCAGCCGUCCACGCCUACCUCAUCGGCCUACGGCCCCGACGAGUCGCCAUCGGCGAAGGCUACCACGGCAGCCGACAGGUCAUCCAGCUCUACGCAUCCCUAACGGGCUGCGAGAUCCUCCGCUACGACGAGCUCGACCAGCUCCAGGCGGGCGAUGUGAUCCACCUCGAAACGCCAAUCAAUCCUACCGGCGAAGCGGCAAACAUCCGGUACUACGCUACCGAGGCGCACAAGCACGGUGCGUAUCUGGUGGUUGACGCGACGUUUGGCCCGCCGGGGCUACAGGAUCCGUUUGCGCUUGGGGCGGAUGUGGUCGUGCACAGCGGGACGAAGUACUUUGGUGGGCACCAUGAUCUACUCUGUGGGACGCUGACUGUGCCGCCGGGCCGACGGGAUUGGUUCGCGACGCUGUGCGAGCAGCGGACGAUUCUCGGGAGUGUGCUGGGGAGUAUGGAGGGGUGGCUGGGGUUGCGGAGUCUGCGGACGCUGGAGUUGAGGGUGUGCAGGCAGAGUGAGAAUGCCACGGGGCUGGUUCGGUGGUUGGCGGGAUGGCUGGAAAGUGAAGGGGAUAAUGUGGUUAAGAGGACAGUGGACGUCGUGCGGCAUGCUAGUCUACAGGACGAGGAUAUGGAUUGGUUGAAGGAGCAGAUGCCGAACGGGUUUGGGGCGGUAUUUGCCGUGGAAAUGAAGAACGAGGCGAUGGGUCGGCGGCUUCCUGGUGCUUUGCGGCUGCUCCAGCAUGCGACUAUUCUCGGUGGCGUGGAGAGUCAGCUCGAAUGGAGGAGGCUGGUGGAUUCGACGGCGAAACCGACGCUGCUGCGGUUCAGUAUUGGAGUCGAGCAUCUGGAUGACCUGAAGGCGGAUCUUCUGCGUGGAUUGGAAUCUGUAGUUGAUUUAUAG
Molecule: messenger RNA, 1008 nt
Organism: Aspergillus thermomutatus
Lineage: Eukaryota; Fungi; Ascomycota; Eurotiomycetes; Eurotiales; Aspergillaceae
Exons: 1
Biological process (GO): transsulfuration
Cellular component (GO): cytoplasm
Molecular function (GO): carbon-sulfur lyase activity; pyridoxal phosphate binding
Source: RefSeq, a predicted model, not a curated record